AUGAAGAAGUUCCAGUCAUAUUUCACGCCCUCAGGUGGCAAGGAGGAGGGGAAAAAGGAAAACAGCGGCGCUGGCAGCGGCGGCACCACCGGUGAGAAACCGCCAGCACCUGGCACUCGAUCAAAACUGUCGACUUCUAAGGCAACAUCAACACACCAGCUGCAACCGAUCCAUCCACGACAAGGAAGGGAUUCGGGGGGAUCCUCUGCUUCCGGCCCGCCAAUACCACUCCCAUCCACCGUUUCGGACCUCAAUGGCCCGGCCUCUGCCCGCGCGAGCAUGCUCUCUGUUCCAGGUGUAGCCACCCCGCAGCAGCAACAAGCAACGAGCCACGGCCUACACCCGCCUGAAGCACUACCCUCGACGACAAGAACCAGCCCGAAUGCCUCCCGCGCGCCGUCCCUCCACCACUCCUUCCUCCCGCCCCACGACGCGCGCAGCCGCGAUGCCGACACCAUCAACGAGAUCCGCAACGACAUGAUGGUCAACUGGCUGUACGAGCAGCAGCUGCGCAAGCAGUACGCCUCCGGCCUGGACCCGUACGAGGGCGUCGUGCUUAAAAAGGCCCGCGGCACAUUUACCUGCUGUCCGCCGCAGAUGGCCGCCAUCCCGGACUCGCUGUACGCCGUUGUGUCGCAGAUGAAUGUGCGCUGUGCCAUGACCGUCCACACCCCCAUCGUGCGCGCCUUGCUCGACUCCAUCAUCCGCAAGACCGACCUCGACCACGUGCCCCUGCCGGACGGCCUGCGUGUUCAGGUCCUGCACACCAUGGCCGACUUGCCGCGCGGCCAGCUGCACCAUUUUGCGGCGUUUGUGGAGGACGUCAGGAUGUUGGUUGUGUGGGAUGAUGAGCCGGAGAAGUUGCUUGGCCGCGUGCAGACGCUGGAGGCUCGGUUGAUUGAGAUGAUCUGGGGGAAUGGGGAGGAUGAUGCGGGCGAGGACGAGGAUGACAGGGAGAAGAAGGGUGCCAGUGCGGGUGUUGCUGUGCAGGAGCUUGACCCGAGCCAGCUGGAAGAGGCCUUGGAUAAGGAGCAUAGGCCGGUGCGGUUGGAGAGUGCCUUCAUGGUGGCCCUCACUAUGGCACUGUGGAUUGUGUGCCCUGCCUUGGGCUGGCGGUGGCUGGCGUAUCAGACUGUGGUGGAUGGGACGUAUCUACGGUUUGCGCUUUUGGCAGCGUGUCCUGCGCAGUUGUUCGUUAGCUUGUUCUUCUUUCAGUCGAUCAUUACGAGCCUGUUCCAGGUCUUUGGCCCCAUCUCGGCUGUCGCCAGCAACAGCAAGUACUACAGCGGCCGAGCCCCCCAUCGUCUUGACCGCGCCCAGGGCACACUGCCGCACGUCACGAUUCAGAUGCCCGUGUACAAGGAGGGCCUCGCGGCCGUCAUCAAGCCCACAGUGGUAUCACUCAAAGCCGCAAUCAGCACAUACGAGAUGCAAGGCGGCACCGCCAACAUCUUUGUCAACGACGACGGCAUGCAGUUGAUCUCGGACGAGGAUGCCCAGGGGCGCCGCGACUUCUAUGAUGAGCACAACAUCGGCUGGGUCGCACGCCCCGCGCACAACCCAAACCCGGAGGCCGGCUCCGAGGAGAAGCGCUUCCUGCGCCGCGGCAAGUUCAAGAAGGCCAGUAAUAUGAACUACGCGCUGCACGUCAGCAACCGGGUCGAGGACAAGCUGGCGGCCGUGCAGCGCGGUAACAAGUGGGAUGCCGAGCGCGAGAAUGCUGCGUACCAGAGUUGUCUGGCGGAUGUUUUGCAGGAGGACGAGGGUCGCACCUGGGCUGAGGGCAAUAUCCGAGUCGGCGAUUACAUCUUGUUGAUUGAUUCUGAUACGCGCGUGCCGCACGAUUGUUUGUUGGAUGCGGUCAGCGAGAUGGAGCAGAGCCCGGAGGUCGCUAUCCUGCAGUAUCAGUCGGGUGUCAUGAAUGUGACGAAUUCUUUCUUCGAGAAUGGCGUCACCUGGUUCACCCGCCUCAUCUACUCCUGCAUCACCUUUGCUGUGGCCUCCGGCGAUGCCUGCCCCUUUGUCGGCCACAACGCCGUGCUCCGCUGGCAAGCGCUACAAGACGCGGCCUCUUUCACAGACGAAGAUGGCUACGAGAAAUACUGGUCUGAGUCGCACGUCUCGGAGGACUUUGACAUGUCACUGCGCCUCCAGGUCGCCAACUACACCCUUCGCUAUGCCUCCUACACCGGCGACGGCUUCAAGGAGGGCGUCAGUCUGACCGUGUACGACGAGCUCGCCCGUUGGGAAAAGUAUGCCUACGGCUGCAACGAGCUGCUGUUCCAUCCACUGCGGUUCUGGGUUGUCCGCGGGCCGUUUACGCCGCUGUUCCGCCGGUUCAUCGCGUCGAGCAUUCCAUUCCCCAAGAAGAUGACGAUUCUGGCGUAUAUCGGGACUUACUACGCUAUUGCGGCUGCGUGGCUCCUGACGCUGGCCAACUACUUUAUUACUGGGUGGUUUUAUGGUCUGUACGACAAGUAUUAUCUCGACUCGUUCGCCAUCUACAUUUCCAUAAUUGUCGUUUUUACCGGGUUGGGUAAUCUCGCUUUGGCUGUGUUGCGAUAUCGUCUAAGCGAGCAGUCGCUUUUGUCAGCUUACUUCGAAAACCUCAAAUGGAUCCCCAUGUUCUGCAUAUUCCUCGGCGGCAUCUCACUGCACAUGUCGCAGGCCAUCCUAUCGCACUUCUUCGAGAUCGACAUGGCCUGGGGCGCCACGGCCAAAGAGCUGGAGGAGGUCCGCUUCGGUCCCGAAAUCCUGCGCAUCAUCCGCCGCUUCAAGUGGACGUUCCUGUACUGCUUCGCCUGCACCGCCCUCAUGAUCUGUGGCAACACCGUGUUCCCCGUCCAGUGGCGCAUCGAGACGCUGUAUAGUAUCUAUCCGCUGGCGGCGACGGUGGUGUCGCAUUUUGCGCUGCCUGUGUUGUUGAAUCCGGCGCUUAUGAUGUUUACUUGGUAA
Molecule: messenger RNA, 2955 nt
Organism: Dichotomopilus funicola
Lineage: Eukaryota; Fungi; Ascomycota; Sordariomycetes; Sordariales; Chaetomiaceae
Product: glycosyl transferase family group 2-domain-containing protein
Exons: 4
Coding region: 1-2955 (984 amino acids)
Source: RefSeq, a predicted model, not a curated record